UGGGGAUGUAGGGAAGGACGAGAGAAAUUCUGUUAGGCUUUGGGACUUGGGAGAGAGGAUUGCUCUAAGUGUCUCGACUAUCUAUUUCUUCUAUUUCUUAUGAUCUUCAUCAAUAUAAUAUACUACUAAAUUCUGUUGUGUCAGUCGAGUCUCUAUCAUCUGGUAUCAGAACACUCACUUCUUGGAGGUAGAGUCUGAACCGAUCAUCCUGGAGCAUCAGAGAGCUAGAGGGAUGAAGGAAUUUUAUACGCCGCGAAUGGAGAAAAGCCUGGACAAUAUCGAACGCAACCUGGGAGAGAUAAAAAUUACAUUGGUCGAGACGCGGGAACGGAUGCAUGACUUGCUGCACCAACUGUGUCGCGACCCAGAGGACGAUCGUGAACGGUUAGGAGCCUUAGACAGCAAGAUUGCAAGGGAUCAACACCUUCGGUUGUUUCUCCCAAUUUGCAGUCGCGAACUGUUCCUCCUAGUUUGCGAUCGCGAACUGUUUCUUCCUCCUGUUCGCAUGCAUCGUCACUAAGCGAGUAUCACACUUCACAGGUUUCCUCACUCGCUGGAUCUCACAGCUCAUCUUCAAUUGUCGUUUCUCACCUUGCGCCAAAAUCAUCCGCGUCCAGAACCUUCUACCUAGUCGCAUGAGGAAAGGGAUCACACGGGACUCCACCAACGACAAUGAACACAGAAUUGAAACGGGUUGCACCACCAGUUAAAGAAUCAGACCCCCAAAAGGAUGUCAAUCAACCUACAGAAUUUUCAUCAGACGUUAUGGAAGGUUCCGAAGUGCGUAAAUCGGAUAUCCUUAACUAUGAUGAUAUGAGGUAUGCUAGUGCACUGGACCUAAACUCAGAAUAUUUUAAAUCCUUGAUUUAUAUAGUUCAUGGGCUUGGAUGGGAUGUUUUGAUGGCUAUGGUGCACUGUCAUUCAUCACAUAUUAAUUGGUUUUGUUUAUAUCCACUUAAUGAAAUGUCCAUCGAUACCGGUUAAAUCUUUA
Molecule: messenger RNA, 991 nt
Organism: Cuscuta europaea
Lineage: Eukaryota; Viridiplantae; Streptophyta; Magnoliopsida; Solanales; Convolvulaceae
Source: the annotation of a GenBank genome assembly